Juglans microcarpa x Juglans regia is the source of this 2848-nucleotide messenger RNA. RefSeq names its product probable DEAD-box ATP-dependent RNA helicase 48. The coding region runs from base 123 to 2570 and encodes 815 amino acids. Gene Ontology annotation, molecular function: RNA helicase activity; ATP binding; nucleic acid binding. Lineage: Eukaryota; Viridiplantae; Streptophyta; Magnoliopsida; Fagales; Juglandaceae. The record is from RefSeq and is a predicted model, not a curated record. The transcript has 10 exons.
CCCUAACCCAUCUCCUUCCUCCUACCUUAAACCUAAACCCUGUACGUCAAUCUAUCUCCCUCGUUCAGUCUUUAUUUGUUCUCUCUGCGUCUCAAUUCGAGCCUCAUUUAGCUCAAAACCAAAUGUCCUAUUCGAUCCUUCUAGAACGUCCCAGAACCUUAUCAAAGCUCCUCUGCACUUUCAUCUUGACCCGGCCCAUGGGCGGCGGGCCCCGGACCUUCCCCGGCGGCGUCAACAAGUGGCAAUGGAAGCGCAUGCAUGAGAAACGGGCCAAAGAGAAAGAGAAGCGACUCCUCGAGCAAGAAAAGCAGCUCUUCCAUGCCCGAGUCCGCUCCCAAAUCCGGGCCAAACUCGCCGGCAAGCCCGACCCAUCUAUAAACCCGGACCCAUCCAACUGUCACGGUCCGAUGAGCCCCACCGACCACAUUAAAGCCCUAGCCAAUCGCUUCAUGAAAGAUGGAGCCGAAGAUUUGUGGAACGAAGACGACGGCCCGUUGAAAUGUCCACCGACGCGGGGGACGAACGAACGGUUAGGGUGUAACCGAGCGAACGGGGGGAGAGGCUCAGUCGGACCUCCGAUCGAUUUGAGGAAGUUGAUAUCGGAAGGGCGGGAAAAUGUGAAUUUGACAAAUUCUAACGGCUGCUACGUGAAUACAAGGAACUAUUCCGUGCAAAGCCGGAGGCGGUUUCGGCGGAAUGAGAGCUCGGAAAGCGACGAUGACGACUCGGAUUACGGUCCGGUAAGGGAGCCCGCGAAACCCUUUGCCAAAAAAUUGGCGAAACUUGUGGGCCAAAGGAAAAGGUUCUUUAGAGACGAUAGCUCUCCGAGAGACGACGAGCCGGGUUCGGAUUUUGAGGGAGAGUCUUCUAAGUAUUUUUCUGGAAAUUCGAGUUGGGGGAAACUGAGUGUGGAUGGAAAGGAGGACUUGGAGGAUGAGAAAGAGAGAAUGAGAGGUGGGAGGGGAGUGAGGAAGGUGGGGAGCAGUGCGUCUCUCGGGAAGUAUGAUAUGAAGAUUACUAAAAGAGUGCCGCUGCGGUCGUUGGAGGAGGAGAGUGAUUUUUCGGGGCAGGUUGAGUUGAUAAGGCAUGAACUAAGCAAGAAGGGUUUGAUUGAGAAUGGAAGGGAGAAGGGUGAGGAGGCAUCAAUUCUUACUCAGAAAAGAUUUGAUGAGUGUGGUAUAUCUCCAAGGACAGUCAAGGCACUCAAUGCUGCUGGGUAUGUUCAAAUGACACGGGUACAGGAAGCUACUCUAUCUGUUUGCCUUGAGGGCAAGGAUGCCUUGGUCAAAGCUAAAGCCGGUACAGGCAAAAGUGCAGCUUUUUUGCUUCCUACCAUUGAAGCAGUUCUAAAGGCUAUGAGUGACAACACCAUUCAUCGGGUGCCUCCAAUUUAUGUUCUUAUUCUCUGCCCUACAAGGGAACUUGCGAGUCAGAUUGCUGCAGAAGCAAAUGUUAUGCUAAAGUACCAUGAUGGCAUAAUUGUGCAAACACUAGUUGGAGGUACACGUUUUAAAGAUGACCAGAAACGCUUAGAAUCGUAUCCAUGCCAGAUAAUAGUUGCAACUCCUGGUAGGUUGCUGGAUCACAUCGAAAAUAGGUCUGGCUUGUCUGCACGCUUAAUGAGAUUGAAGAUGCUCGUACUUGAUGAAGCUGAUUACUUACUAGACCUUGGAUUUAGGAAGGAUGUGGAGAAAAUUAUUGAUUGUUUGCCUCGUCAGAGACAGUCCUUGCUGUUUUCUGCAACGAUCCCAAAAGAGGUUCGCCGGAUAUCUCAACUUGUUUUGAAAAGAGAACAUGCUUAUAUUGAUACAAUAGGCCUGGGUUGUGUAGAAACUCCUUGUAAGGUUAAGCAAUCUUGUAUUGUUGCUUCACAUGAAUUACAUUUUCAAAUUUUGCACCAUCUUCUGAAGGAACAUAUCUCUCAAUCACCUGAAUACAAGGUUAUUGUCUUUUGUACAACUGGGAUGGUAACAUCACUCAUAUAUCUACUUCUCCGGGAAAUGCGAAUGAGUGUAAGGGAGAUACAUUCUAGAAAGCCUCAGCUUUACCGUACUCGCAUUUCUGAAGAAUUCAGGGAAUCAAAAAGAUUGAUUCUUGUCACAUCUGAUGUUUCUGCACGUGGAAUGAAUUACCCUGAUGUUACUUUGGUCAUUCAGAUAGGAAUUCCUUCUGACCGGGAGCAGUAUAUACAUCGGCUUGGCAGAACUGGACGAGAAGGCAAAGAAGGGGAAUGCAUACUGUUGCUCGCACCAUGGGAAGAGUAUUUCUUGGAUGAAAUUAAAGACCUGCCUCUUGAGAAAGUUCCUUUACCACAUAUAGAUCCGGAGAUAAAGCUAAAGAUGGAAGAUUCAUUGGCAAAGAUUGAUGGUAGUGUCAAAGAUGCAGCAUAUCAUGCUUGGCUUGGCUAUUAUAAUUCGAUCAGGGAAAUUGGCAGGGACAAAACUACUCUUGCGGAAUUAGCCAACCAGUAUUCUCAGUCAAUCGGCUUACAGAAGCCUCCGGCACUCUUCCGUAAGACGGCUCUUAAAAUGGGUUUGAAAGGUAUCCCUGGCAUCCACAUUAAGAAGUAGAUUCUUCUUUCUGUUUUCUAAUCUACAAGUGCUGAUGAACAAAUGGAAGCAGGUGCCCUCCAUAUUUUGGUUGUAAUUCCCCUUAACAAAAAGAAGGCAAAGCUCAAAGUACAUACCAAAACCAAUAUUCUUUAUGUAAAUACUUGGAGGCAACAUGGUGUAAGAUUAUGUGGCAUAGUUUUGUUUUGAUGCCACCUUAGGUUUCUUAUGUCAUUCUAGUCUCCUGCACAACCGGCCUUCAAUAGCCAGUUAUUGUUGUAUCUUAUGAAGUCGUAGAG